Molecule: messenger RNA, 7006 nt
Organism: Hemicordylus capensis (graceful crag lizard)
Lineage: Eukaryota; Metazoa; Chordata; Lepidosauria; Squamata; Cordylidae
Exons: 15
Biological process (GO): regulation of transcription by RNA polymerase II
Molecular function (GO): RNA polymerase II cis-regulatory region sequence-specific DNA binding; DNA-binding transcription factor activity, RNA polymerase II-specific
Source: RefSeq, a predicted model, not a curated record
CAGGCAGCUGCUCGUGGGUGGUGGGGGCUAGGCUGGGAGGCACACUUGGCGCGCAUGCAUGGGUAGUUGGGAUGAGCUGCAUGGUAAAGGAUCUCCUCUCCUCUUUCUUAAAGAUCCCGCUCGCCAACUGUUGCUUAGGUCAGUGUUGUCUGCACUGACCGGCAGCAGCUCUCCAGGUUUGGGCCCCCUCCCCCGCACGCCCUCCUCUGGCCCGGCCGAUGCCAGGGAAUAAACGUGGGGUUCUUGCGUGCAGAAAGCUCCUGAAAGGGAGGAAUAAAGGAGAAUGGAAUUUGGGUGUCACAGACCUCCGUCCCUUGGAAGGUACCGUUUGGAGGCUGCUUCGGAGCAGAUUAAAAAUGGAAAAGGGAGACUCGGCUGGCCAUGAAGCAGGAAAAGGCCCUGAGGCCAACCUGGCUGGGAGCACUGGGGAAUUCUGGGAAAGGACAGAGAAGAAGAUCCAGGAAGAGGACACCAGCAGCUCAGAUGCACAGUGCCAGCGCUUCAGGCAGUUGUUCUACCAGGAGACCAAGGGGCCUCGAGAGGUUUGCAGCCAACUCCACCACCUUUGCCGUCAGUGGUUGAAGCCAGAGAGAUGCACAAAAGAUCAGAUGCUGGACCUGGUGAUCCUCGAGCAGUUCCUGACCGUUCUGCCCCCGGAGAUGGAGAGAUGGGUGAGAGAAUGCAGAGCGGAGACCAGUUCCCAGGCGGUGUCCCUUGCAGAAGGUUUCCUCCUGAGCCAGGCAGAGGAGAAGCAGCAGGAAGAUCAGCAGGAUCUCCUCUUCUGUCUGUUUCAGACGCAAGGACUCUUGACAGAAGCGGUCCCUGAUUUCCACGAGGCAGAGACGGACCCAUCGGACGCUAGGCAGACACCCUUGUCCAGGGAGAUCUUGCAUGAGGAGGGCAGUGGUGCCUCUUUGCUGGGUGCUGGCAUGACUCUGCCUCUGCAUUCUCAGCCAUCUCUUCCUUCGGGUGGAGUGGGAGGCGUUUCAGGACGACCAGAUCAGGGCCUGGUGACCUUUGAGGACGUGGCCAUGCAUUUCACAGAGGAGGAGUGGCUCUGCUGGAUUCUGGCCAAAAGACUCUGCACAGGGAAGUCAUGGAAGAGAAUUGUUGGAUUGUGGCCUCUCUGGUGGAAUUUGGGUGUCACAGACCUCCAUCCUUGGAAGGUACCGUGUUGGAGGCUGCUUUGGAGCAGAUUAAAGAUGGAAAAGGAAGACUCAGCUGGCCAUGAAGCAGGAAAAGGCCCUGAGGCCAACCAGGCUGGGAACACUGGGGAAUUCUGGGAAAGGACAGGGAAGAAGAUCCGGGAGGAGGACACCAGCAGCUCAGAUGCAAAAUGCCAGCAAUUCAGGCAGUUCUGCUACCAGGAGACCGAGGGGCCCCGAGAGGUUUGCAGCCAACUCCACCACCUUUGCUGUCAGUGGCUGAAGCCAGAGAGGCACACGAAAGCUCAGAUGCUGGACCUGGUGAUCCUGGAGCAGUUCCUGACUGUCCUGCCCCCGGAGAUGGAGAGCUGGGUGAGAGAAUGCGGAGCAGAGACCAGUUCCCAGGCGGUAUCCCUGGCAGAAGGUUUCCUCUUGAGCCAGGCAGAGGAGAAGCAGCAGGAAGAGAAGCAGACGCAAGGACUGUUGACAGAAGCGGUCCCUGAUUUCCACGAGGCAGAGACGGACCCAUCGGACGCUAGGCAGACACCCUUGUCCAGGGAGAUCUUGCAUGAGGAGGGCAGUGGUGCCUCUUUGCUGGGUGCUGGCAUGACACUGCCUCUGCAUUCUCAGCCAUCUCUUCCUUCGGGUGGAGUGGGAGGUGCUUCAGGACGACCAGACCAGGGCCUGGUGACCUUUGAGGACGUGGCUGUGCAUUUCACAGAGGAGGAGUGGGCUCUGCUGGAUUCUGGCCAAAAGACUCUGCACAGGGAAGUCAUGGAAGAGAAUGGUUGGAUUGUGGCCUCUCUGGCAGGUGGCAGUUGGAGGACGGAGGAAAAUCCUUUUGGAGGAUAUUUAGGAGGUGUCAGAUGGAAAAAGAGGGAACAACAGAAAAAGAAAACUGAAGCACAAUGGAAGAACAGGAUUGGAUCAUCUGCUUCUCAGCAUGGUGAUGUCUAUGAAAAUGGAAUGCAAAAAACUAUGCAGAAAGAAACAGAAAGAAGGCUGCAGGCUCUGAGAAGGAAAAGCUUCAUUUCAGGCAUUGAAAUUCAAUGGGAAAUGCACUCAGAUGAGAAAUCAUAUACAUGCUUGGAGUGCGGAAGGAGUUUCAGGAAAAGUGGAAAUCUUACUAGGCAUCAGAGAACCCAUACUGGAGAGAAACCAUAUAAAUGCUUGGAGUGCCGAAGGAGCUUCAGGGACAAUGCAAACCUUUCUAGGCAUCAAAAAACCCAUACUGGAGAGAAACCAUAUCAAUGUUUGGAGUGCGGAAGGAGUUUCAGGGACAAUGGAAAGCUUAUUAGACAUCAAAGAACCCAUACUGGAGAGAAACCAUAUAAAUGCUUGGAGUGCGGAAGGAGCUUCAGGGACAAUGGAAAUCUUACUAGGCAUCAAAAAACCCAUACUGGAGAGAAACCAUAUAAAUGCUUGGAGUGUGGAAAGACCUUCUACGAGAAGGGAACUCUUACAUUACAUCAUAGGAUCCAUACUGGGGAGAAAACAUUUAAAUGUCUGGAGUGUGGAAUGUGCUUCAGGGACAAUGGAAAGCUUACUAGGCAUCAACGAACCCACACAGGAGAGAAACCAUAUAAAUGCUUGGAGUGUGGAAAGAGCUUCAGUGACAAUGGAACACUUACUAGACAUCGAAGAAUCCACACAGGAGAGAGAUUAUAUACGUGCUUGGAGUGUGGAAAGACCUUCAGCGAGAAGGGAACUCUUACUUUACAUCAUAAGAUCCAUAUGAGAGAGAAAACAUUUAAGUGUCUGGAGUGUGGAAGGUGCUUCAGGGACAAUGGAAAGCUUACUAGGCAUCAAAGAACCCAUACUGGAGAGAAACCAUAUAAAUGCUUGGAGUGUGGACAGAGUUUCAGCGAGAAUGGAAAGCUUACUAGGCAUCAAAGAACCCACACUGGAGAGCAACCAUAUAAAUGCCUGGAGUGUGGAAAGAGCUUCAGCGGGAAUGGAACUCUUACUAGGCAUCAAAGAACCCACACAGGAGAGAAACCAUAUAAAUGCUUGGAGUGUGGAAAGACCUUCUGCGAGAAGCGAAAUCUUACUGUACAUCAUAGAAUCCAUACAGGGGAGAAACCAUAUAAAUGCUUGGAGUGCGGAUGGUGCUUCAGGGACAAUGGGAAGCUUACUAGGCAUCAAAAGACCCAUACUGGAGAGAUACCAUAUAAAUGUUUGGAGUGUGGAAAGAGCUUCAGAGAUAAUGGAAAGCUUUCUAUGCAUUCAAGAACCCACAUCCAGAUAAACCAUAUAACUGCUUGGCAUGUUGAAGGCACUUCAGUGAGAAUGGGAAGCUUACUGUGCAUCAAAGAACCCACACUGGAGAGAAACCAUAUAAAUGUCUGGAGUGCGGGAGGAGCUUCAUGCUUUCAGCAGCCAGGCUGCAAAGCACCAUCCCUGCCAGGGCCCAGGCUCCCAUCGCAGCACGUCCAGACGGCUCCCCGAGACACGGCGGCCGCGUGGCCCCGAGCGACACCGCGGGAGUGGUUUGAAGCUCCACAAGGUGGAAUUUGGGUGUCGCAGACCUCCAUCCCUUUGAAGGGACUGUGUCAGAGAUUAAAGAUGGAAAGGGAAGAGUUGGCUGGCCAUGAAGCAGGAAAAGGCCCUGAGGCCAACCAGGCUGGGAGCAAUGGGGAAUUCUGGGAAAAUACUGAGCAGAAGAUCCAGGAAGAGGACACCAGCAGCUCAGAUGCACAGUGCCAACGCUUUAGGCAGUUCCGCUACCAGGAGACUGAAGGGCCCCGAGAGGUUUGCAGCCAACUCCACCACCUCUGCCGUCAGUGGCUGGAGCCAGAGAGGCACACGAAAGCUCAGAUGCUGGACCUGGUGAUCCUGGAGCAGUUCCUGACCGUCCUGCCCCCGGAGGUGGAGAGCUGGGUCAGAGAAUGCGGAGCAGAGACCAGUUCGCAGGCGGUGGCCCUGGCGGAAGGUUUCCUCUUGAGCCAGGCAGAGGAGAAGCAGCAGGAAGAGCAGCAGACACAAGGACUAUUGUUAAAGCAACAACUGAUUUCUAAGCAGCAACUCAUGGGAAGGACCCAUUGGACACUAGUCAGAGGCCAUUAUCCAGCGAGAUCUCGCAGGAGGGGGACAGAGGUACCACAUUGCUGGGGCCAGGUGACCUUUGAGGACGUGGCUGUGCAUUUCACAGAGGAGGAGUGGGCUCUGCUGGAUUGCGGCCAAAAGACUCUGCACAGGGAAGUCAUGGAAGAGAAUGGCUGGAAUGUGGCCUCUCUGGCAGGUGACAGUUGCGGGAGAAAGAAUGAAGAAAAACCCAGCGGAGGAUUGUUGGGAGGUGCCAGAUGGAAAAAGAGGGAACAACAGAGAAAGAAAACUGAAGCACAAUGGAAGAACAGGAUUGGAUCAUCUGGUUCUCAGCAUGGUAAUGUCCAUGAAAAUGGAAUGCAAAAAACAUCACAGGAAGAAACAGAAAGAAGUCUGCAGCCUCCGAGUAGGAAAAGCUUCAGUUCUGAACCAAGCUUUCAACUUAAAAGGAAAGUGCACACUGAAGAGAAACCAUAUACCUGCUUGGAGUGUGGAAGGAGCUUCAGCCAGAAUGGAAAGCUUACUAGGCAUCAAAGAACCCACACAUGCGAGAAACCAUAUAAAUGCUGGGAGUGUGGAAAGAGUUUCAGUAAGAAUGGAAAGCUUACUAGGCAUCAAAGAACCCACACAGGAGUGAAACCAUAUAAAUGCUUGGAGUGUGGAAAGAUGUUCAGUGAGAAUGGAAAGCUUACUAGGCAUCAAAGAACUCACACAGGAGCGAAACCAUAUGAAUGCUUGGAGUGUGGAAAGAGCUUCAGACAGAAGGGAAAUCUUAUUGUGCAUCAAAAAAUCCACACAGGAGAGAAACCAUAUAAAUGCUUGGAGUGUGGAAAGAGCUUCAGCUGGAAGGGAAAUCUUAUUGUGCAUCAAAGAACUCACACAGGAGAGAAACCAUAUAAAUGCUUGGAGUGUGGAAAGAGCUUCAGUGAGACUGGAAAGCUUACUAGGCAUCAAAGAUUGCACACAGAAGAGAAACCAUAUAAAUGCUUGGAGUGUGGAAAGAGCUUCAGCCAGAAUGGAAUGCUUACUAGGCAUCAAAGAACCCACACAGGAGAGAAACCAUAUAAAUGCUUGGAGUGUGGAAAGAGCUUCAGCCAGAAUGGAAUGCUUACUAGGCAUCAAAGAACCCACACAGGAGAGAAACCAUAUAAAUGCUUGGAGUGUGGAAAGAGCUUCAGCCAGAAUGGAAUGCUUACUCAGCAUCAAAGAACCCACACAGGAGAGAAACCAUAUAAAUGCUUGGAGUGUGGGCAGAGCUUCAGGCAGAAGGGAACUCUUAAUUUACACCAUAGAACCCACGCAGGAGAGAAACCAUAUAAAUGCUUGGAGUGUGGAAAGAGCUUCAUCAGGAGGGAAGGUCUUAUUGUACAUCAUAGAACCCACACAGAAUAGAAACCAUAUAAAUGCUGGGAGUGUGGAAAGAGGUUCAGGCAGAGGGGAACUCUUAUUUCACAUCAUAGAACCCAUACAGAAGAAAAACCAUAUAUAUGCUUGGUAUGAGGGAAGAGCUUCAGUGUAAGUUCUUUCUCCUCCCACUGAAGUCUCAUCUGUCCCAAAUUCCCUCUGGCAUCUCUCCCAUGGACUAGAUCAAGGGGAGAAUAACCUCGGCUCGGGUGCGGCACAGCUCUGUAGGUGUCCAACAGCUGUGGCAACCCCAAGUCCCAGUCUUUGGAAUGCUCCUUAAUGAACUUGUGGAUCGUGGCCCCCAAAGUCCCUUGGGCCUCUCCCACUGAUCCACUUGUCAGAUGCUGGCCAGACACAGGGGUGAGGUGCUCCAAUGCUUUUCCAUCAUCCCAUGUAUGAACUUGGCACCUGCGUCAGUCAGGACUUCCCUUGGCCAACCAGUCCUGGCAGAAAUGCUCAGCAGAGCCUGACUUACAGUCUUUGCAUCUUUCUGUCUUAGGGCAACCGCCUCUGGCCACCUAGUGGCACAGUCCAUUACAGUCAGUAUAUACUGUUUUCCCCUGGAAGUCUUGGGUUAGAUAGGCGCCAGGAUGUCUAUUGUCACUCUAUGUAAUGGGGUGUCCCUGCCAGACAAGGGCUGUACAGGUGUCUGCCCUUCUCCCUGGCUUUCCCCCCUUUUCUGGCAAACCUCACAUGACUUCACAUCCUUAGUCACGUCCUGGCCAAACCCAGUCCAGUGAAGGUUUUUUCUCACUCUGUCCUUUGUUCUCCCCACACCCAUGUGUCCAUUUGAGUGGGCAUGCACCAUCUCUAAGAUGCUCAAGCAGUGUCUCUUAGGCACUAUAAGUUGCUUCUGGGGUUUGAACUCCACCCUGUGUGCAGGGGCGUAACUAUAACUGGGCAAGGGGAGACAUUUGUCUCGGGGCCCACUGCCUUGAGGGCCCCCCCAGAGGCAUGUCUCGUGACUAUUCGGAGGCCUCCCCAACCAGCACCCGGUUCCUUCAGUAAUAAUCAGUAUUCAAUUCCGUUUCACCUCUUUGCAGUACUCUGUCUCUCCAGUGAGUCCCUCCCUCCUUUCCCCCAGCUCCACUCCACCAUUUUGCCUCGGCUCCUCCCGUCCUCCUGGCCCCGUCCGGCUCUCAUUGGCAGGUUGGCACCACAUGUCACCUGCCUGAUCAGUUCAGCCGGAAAGUUCCCUUUGCCGGCUGAGCAAGAGAUCGCAGCUGGAGCUCUCGGCCCAGGCCCGGCGGUAGUGGGGGGUGGGGGAGGUCCACAGCCCUUCCGUGGGAUCAGCAGCUAGCCUCACGAAUUCAAGAGGAGACACAUUUGAAAAGAAGUGUGUGACCCAGUGUGCCUUUCCUUUUGGGGGAGGAGGAGGGGUGUGGGGGGUGGAUGAGAGAGGAACACAGACA